GGUAUUCCAACUCGGGACUGCCUCAACGCCCGGCGCUGUCUCCUCUGCUACUCUGUUUUGGUGUUUUAGAAGAGGCAGAUAGUGAGGGCGGCACAGUGCCCACGGCAUGCCGCUGGACUAAGCGCUAAGCGGGCUUGGGAAGAUGCGCACGCGGGGGGUUUGAGCCAGCCAAGGGGCCAGGCGCCGCCUGGGGGCGCUGCGGCUGCUGCGGGACGCACCAGGCCUAGUCGCCCGCAGGCUCCGCCCGAGGAGCAGCCCAGCCACCCCAGGGCCCAGAGGACCAACCGCUUCGACCCGCGCCCGGGCGGCGGCAGUGUUGGCCGGCGAGGCGAGGAGGGCCGGGCCGCCACGGUGGGGCGAAAAGCCCUGAAAUUUCCUCUCAGUUCCUUCCGGUGCGCCUCCCGCUCGCCCUUGCGGAGGCCCUGAGGGCGGAUUCAAGGCCCCGCGAGAAGCCAUCUGAGGCGGCGACGACUGUCCUCAGCCCCACGGGAACGGCGCGGACGCAGCGUCCCUCUCCCGGACAAGAAAACAGCCAUUCUAGAAAGCUUCAAAAAGGACACACUAGAUUUAAUUAGAAAUGUUAAGAUUGCCCAAAAAAGGAUUACCUAGACUUGAGCAAGUUCAAGAUGAAGACACCUACCUGGAAAAUUUAGCAAUACAAAGAAACGCAUCUGCUUUUUUUGAAAAAUAUGAUCGGAGUGAAAUACAAGAGUUACUAACUACUGCACUAGUUAGCUGGUUGUCUGCCAAAGAAGAUGUGCGCUCUCAAGUGGAACUCCCAUGUGGAAUUAUGAGUCAAAUGAAUAACGUAGGCUUCUCCACUGCAAUCCUACUGACUCCCGUGGACCCUACUGCCCUCUUAGACUAUAGAGAGGUCCAUCAAAUGAUAAGAGAGUUGGCUAUUGGAAUUUAUUGCCUAAAUCAAAUCCCUUCCAUCAGUUUAGAAGCUAAUUAUGAUCAGAGUUCUUCUUGUCAAUUACCUCCAGCUUAUUAUGAUACCAGAAUUGGGCAAAUUCUGAUCAAUAUUGACUACAUGCUGAAAGCACUAUGGCAUGGAAUAUAUAUGCCCAAAGAAAAACGAGCUAGAUUCUCUGAAUUGUGGCGUGCCAUCAUGGACAUUGAUCCUGAUGGAAAACCUCAAACAAAUAAAGACAUUUUUUCAGAGUUUAGUUCAGCAGGUUUGACUGAUAUUACAAAGGAUCCAGACUUUAAUGAAAUCUAUGAUGAAGACGUGAAUGAAGAUCCAACAUAUGAUCCCAAUAGCCCUGAAGAAACAGCUGUAUUUAUGAAAUAUGCUGAAAAUAUUAUGCUAAAGUUAACAUUCAGUACCACACAAAUUCAACAGUAUGAAAAUGUCUUUAUAUUUGAAACAGGCUAUUGGCUUACUAAUGCUAUAAAAUAUAACCAGGAUUAUCUUGAUAUCUGUACCUACCAGAGACUACAGCAAAGAUUAUAUCUUCAAAAAAAGAUUAUUCAAAAACACUUUGAGAAGAAAAAAGAUAUCAGAAGAGGGAUAGGAUACCUAAAGUUAAUAUGUUUUCUGAUUCCAUUUCUACUGAGUUUAAAGAAGAAAAUGAAAGUUCCAUAUUUAAGUAGUCUGCUUCAGCCUUUUUCAGAUGACAAGGUCAAGACAGAGCGAGAAUUGCCUCCAUUUAUUUAUGGAAGAGAUUUUAAAUGCCAGAAUUUUCACUACAAAGAGAAUCAAUAUUUUCAUGUUCAUGGAGGAAUUGAAUUUGAUAUCAGCACCCCUUCAAUUGAGAAUGCCUUGGAAGAUUUUCAGAAAAAUUUAGAAAAAAUACGAGAUUGUGCUGCUAAUACAUUUAUAGAAGAUUCAGGAUAUAAAGAAUAUUACUCAAUACCAGUCAUGGAAUUUCAUGGAAAAAGCUACUAUGUGAUCUAUUUUGAACUAGAAACUUUCUAUCAGCAACUAUAUAAGACACAGUGGUGGGGAGCCAUAAAUGAAAUAGUGAACAAUCUGAGACUGAAAAGACUUCCACUGACAGAUGCUCAAUUACAUGAACAAUUUAAGAAAAAACUUGGUUUCAAAAGAGCUAUGAAAUGCAAGAGUAUUCCAUUUGGUAUGAAGUCCGCUGUUGAAAGAGGGUUGUCUGCAGUUUUCCAUACAUUUAGCCGUAAAACCUCAAGCUCAACAAUCAGUGUUUCAGAUGAAGCAGGUUAUACUAUUUUUCAUCAUGCUGCCCUGCACAACAGAGUUUCUAUUAUAUGUCAACUGUGCAAUGCUAACUUCAAGGUCAACCAGAGGCGCUUUGUUACAUUCAGCCAAGGUCCAACACCUCUACACCUUGCUGCACAGGCUUGCUCAUUAGAAACAACAGUUUGUCUACUGUGUUCCAAAGCUGAUUACACGCUUUCUGAAAAAAGAGGCUGGAUGCCGAUUCACUUUGCUGCUUUCUAUGACAACGUUUGCAUCAUUAUUGCUCUCUGUAGGAAGGAUCCUAGUUUGCUAGAAGCUGAGGCAACAGCUGAGAAUCAGUGCACUCCACUGUUACUUGCUGCCACUUCAGGAGCACUGGACACUAUUCAAUACCUGUUUUCUAUCGGUGCUAACUGGAGAAAAACAGAUAUUAAAGGAAAUAAUAUAAUCCAUUUAUCAGUGUUAACCUUUCAUACAGAGGUUCUCAAAUAUAUAAUAAAAUUAAAUAUUCCUGAACUCCCAGUGUGGAAAACUUUGGUAGAAAUGUUACAGUGUGAAAGCUAUAAACGAAGGAUGAUGGCUGUCAUGUCCUUGGAAGUAAUUUGCUUAGCAAAUGAUCAAUACUGGAGAUGUAUUUUGGAUGCAGGCACCAUUCCUGCCUUAAUCAAUCUGUUAAAAAGUUCCAAAAUAAAACUGCAGUGCAAAACUGUUGGGUUAUUGAGUAAUAUCUCAACCCACAAAAGUGCAGUGCAUGCUUUGGUAGAAGCGGGAGGCAUUCCAUCUCUAAUCAACCUACUGGUUUGUGAUGAGCCUGAAGUACACUCUCGCUGUGCUGUCAUUCUAUAUGAUAUUGCUCAAUGUGAAAACAAGGAUGUUAUUGCCAAAUAUAAUGGAAUCCCAAGUCUGAUAAAUCUAUUGAACUUAAACAUAGAAAAUGUGCUAGUAAAUGUAAUGAACUGUAUACGGGUAUUAUGUAUAGGAAAUGAAAACAAUCAAAGAGCUGUGAGAGAACAUAAAGGCCUCCCAUAUCUUAUCAGAUUUCUGAGUUCUGAUUCAGAUGUAUUGAAGGCUGUAUCUUCUGCUGCAAUUGCUGAGGUUGGGCGUGACAAUAAGGAAAUUCAGGAUGCUAUAGCUAUGGAGGGAGCGAUUCCUCCUCUGGUGGCUCUUUUUAAAGGGAAACAAAUUAGUGUCCAAAUGAAAGGUGCAAUGGCUGUGGAAUCACUGGCAAGUCACAACGCUCUUAUACAGAAAGCAUUUCUGGAAAAAUCGUUAACUAAAUAUCUUUUAAAACUCCUAAAGGCAUUUCAAAUAGAUGUUAAGGAACAAGGAGCUGUUGCACUUUGGGCCUUGGCAGGACAAACACUAAAACAACAAAAAUAUAUGGCAGAACAAAUUGGAUACAGCUUUAUAAUAAAUAUGCUUUUGUCACCAUCAGCUAAAAUGCAGUAUGUUGGAGGUGAAGCUGUCAUAGCUCUAAGUAAGGACAGCAGGAUGCAUCAAAAUCAAAUAUGUGAAGGGAAUGGAAUUGCACCAUUGGUUCGCUUACUAAGAGUUAGUACGAUUGCUGAAGGCACACUUCUCAGUGUCAUCAGAGCAGUGGGAUCCAUUUGUAUUGGUGUAGCCCAUACAAGCAAUCCUGUCAGUCAACAAUUUGUUGUAGAUGAAAAUGCCUUUCCAGUACUUAUCCAACUACUAAGAAAUCACCCUUCUCCUAACAUUAAGGUUGAAGUGGCAUUUUCCUUGGCAUGCAUUGUCCUAGGGAAUGAUGUGUUACAGAAAGACUUACAUGAAAAUGAAGGAUUUGAGUAUGCUGAUGUCCUUUAUCUUCUUCACUCAACAGAAAAGGAUAUUUGCUUAAGAGCAGGCUAUGCAUUAACACUUUUUGCCUUCAAUAAUCGCUUUCAACAAUACUUAAUAUUGGAAAGUGGAAUAAUGACCAUAUCUAUUUUUGAACGUUUUCUUGAAUCAACAGUUGAAACUGAGAAGGCAAUGGCAGCAUUUCAGAUUGUUGUACUGGCUAAAGUCAUUAGAGAUAUGGACCAUAUUACUUUGUCUGCAAGAGGUGUUACUAUUUUAGUUGAUAGUCUGUAUUCAGUUCAGACUUCUACUAUUGUCUUGACAGGGAAUUUAAUAGCAAGCCUGGCUCAUUCUAGAGCUGGUAUCCCAGAAGCAUUUACCACAUUAGGAACAAUCCAACGGCUCUGCUAUCAUUUGUACUCGGGAAUAGAAGAGGUUCGCGCAGCUUGUUCCUCUGCUCUUGGCUACUUAACAUACAAUGCAAAUGCUUUCCGCAUCCUAUUAAAAGAAUGCAGGAAUAAACCUAAUCAGUUCAUUCGUAUAAAAAAUAAUAUCAGCAGAGAUGCAAGUAUUAACCCAGCAUUUUUAAAGGAAUUUCAAAUGCAACAAACACUGGUGGGACUUCCUUCCUUAAGUCUGGAGAAGAAUGGAGGACCAUCCAUAAUUCCUAUCUUUAAAAGAGUUUACUAAGAUAAAAUUCAGAAAUAUUUAGGUGAAUGGUGGUAGCACAUCUAUUGCUACUUAGUUGAAAUGGACAACAUAACAAAAAAGAAUGGAGAAAUUAAUUCUUAAUUACCUUGUCAAGCAUGUCACCUGGUGCUAUGUCCAAAGACUUUCCAAGAAGCAGAAAAUCUGAAACUCCUUGAACUAAUGCCAACAGACAGUGACCUCCAGAAAUCAAAAGAACUAAAAAAGGAAAUUCUACUUUAUUGGUCAACCUAAUAGUAAGUGCAUGAGCCUCCAUAUGAUGAAUGGGAAUGAAUGGCUUUUUUAACUGUCCUACCAGCUGUAAGCUAAAUGAUAAGCCCACUCCCAGGCUUAAAGCAAGUCCUGGUUUUAUGGUAGUUGCAAUUGCUGAGAGGUCACUUGGAGAGAUUCUACUGGCAGAAAGAGCUUCUUGUACUAUUCGUUGAAUAUUUUCUCUGUGAAGCUGUUGAGCUGCUGGAGGAACAAUCCCACCUGUUCUGAAAGAAAGAAAGACACCAUUUUGUAGUUUUAAGAUUGUAAAAAUGAAGAAAAAUGAUAUUACAGCUAAAAGCAUGUCUUCAAGUUAAUCAUUAUAUAGCUGAGUAAGUCAAGUAUUUUCUAAUUGUGUGCCUUCUAACAUAGCACACUAUGGUUAAAACUCAGUAAGCAGUAAUUAAGGGGAUAAUGUUUCUGACUUUUUCAAUUUAUGCACAACAGACUCCCAUGGAUUUGUUUGUUGACAAAUGAAAUCACCAAAAUAAUCUUGUAAAGCAUUCCACACAAGUUUUGAGCAUGGGAAGGACAGGAAAAAAUUGUAUUUAAGGAAAAUUAAUUUCCUUGCUGAGAGAAGAUUUUAAGAGAGAUUACUGCGAAAGUAUUUGUGUAAAAUGAUUAUAUCUUAAACUGGGCGAUUGUGGGAAUGGAAAGAAAGGGACAGAGAACCUGAAGAACUGUAAUAACUAACUGAAUAUAAAGGGACAGGGGGACUAAGGCAUCAAAGUUUGUGCAGCUAUUCAGCUGGAAUGACUGGGAGAAAAAUUCUAAAAGAGAAACAUGAAGACAGUUUUAUAAAGACGAUGAGUUUAUUUUAAAACACAUUCCACUUGAGGUCACAGCAGGAUAGCAGAUAGCUUGCAAUCCUGAAAUACAGUUUGGGAAUCUGGUGCUCAGAGUUUGUAAUUUGGAUUUUUGGUCCAUGUAGGAUGGUGGAUGGCCACUCCAAAUGUCAAGUGUAAAGAACUAAGAGACAAAUUUGCUAGCAACAAAUUUGCUACCAUGUGAUUGAUUUACAAUAUGAGAACUAGAGCAAUAAAAUAGAGUCUGCAAAACG
This is a messenger RNA of Pan troglodytes (chimpanzee), 5969 nucleotides long. RefSeq names its product ankyrin and armadillo repeat containing (gene ANKAR). Lineage: Eukaryota; Metazoa; Chordata; Mammalia; Primates; Hominidae. The transcript has 23 exons. The record is from RefSeq and is a predicted model, not a curated record. Gene Ontology annotation, molecular function: protein binding. Bases 578 to 4642 code for a protein of 1354 amino acids.